GUGGCUCCUGGACGCGGCGACGGUUUUUGCGAUUACCUUAUCAACAAAUUUAUAAAAGCACAUGCCUACAAGAGGCUAAUCAUCAGAGGUGUGAUGCCUUGGAAAAAUCCUGUGCUGUACUUCUUCGUAACAGCGACUCUAACGUCUUUAAAAUGUUGUGGUGGACAAGCGGCCGAAACAGCAGAUGUUGCGCAAAGGCCUCCGGUGCAAGGCAGGCUUCACUUCAAAAGUGUGGUGUCCGAUGUACAACAUGAAUCUGCGGUCCCCACUCGAUACGGAUCCCUCGCCUUCGAGUCUGACAAGGAGGGUGAUCACAAAUCGACACCUGUGUUGCACCGUUUGAUGGAUGCAAAACUCAAUCGUCUGGAUCCAUCAGUACAAUGUAGUGACAACUCGAUGACUCUGAAAGUCAAAUGGCUUAGAGCUCCCCAUUUACUCGUGAAUAGUGGUGUGGGACCUCUUACUCCUCUGUCUCAAAUGCCCUCCAGCUGUGGAUUCUCUGUGAAGAGGUCCCGUAGAGAUGUGCUUUUUGCUGCACCUUACCAGGGCUGCCAUGUUAUUCAACAGGGUGGUGAUUAUGUACUACCACUGCGUUUAUGGGGGGCACCAAUGACAAUGUCUUGCCCUGCUGUGUUACCACCACCCUCUGUUUCCUGCUUCCCGUCUGGAAUGGUGGUGAAGAUUGGGAGUAUUACAGCAAAUGAACUCAAAGUAAAGGAGUCUGGUGUGUGGAAGACUCUUUCAUCAGUCUGUGGCAGUUGUGGACUUGCCGUUGAAGUGUUUUCCAGAGGACUUGUACUCACUGCACCCUACAACAGAGGCUUGUGCAUAGAGAUCAAGGAUGAGCAGUAUUUACUCUCUCUUCUGUUGGCGGAUGUUGAGCUCUUAGUCACAUGCCCUUCAUUACCAAACAUUAAGCCUACCACAGCAGCAACUACGCCUCCUAGUGACCAUGGUCAGGUUCUGCAGUAUCAUCAAUUCCCCCAGUUUCCAAUGUUUCCACAGUACCCAGUGCUUCCUGAGCCCACCCCUCCAACACACACCCCUGCUCCUGUCACAGGUACAGUGGCACCACUGCCCCAACAACCACAGUUUCCCUCAGCACCUGCUGCAGAACCAGCUCAGCACCCUUCAUUCCCAUUCAUGCCACAGUAUCCACAGUUCCCUCAAUAUGUCUUGCUUCCCAGACCUGUACCACCAGUGCAGUCUACUACUAAUAAAAACACUGCUGCUCCCCCAGCCCAGUCACCUCAGUUGCCGCCUCCCCAGCAGCCACAGUUUCCAGUGCUACCUCAAUAUCAUUUCCUCCCAUUCCCUAAACUCCCACUGCCUCCAGAAGGCCAACCCCAAGCUGUUCAAAAUCCCAAACCUGUAAUUCAGCAGCCCAAACCACAACAUGUGCAUCCACAUACCUACCAGAUCCCUGUGUUGUAUCCUCCUCCUAAGUAUCCCUCUCAAAGACUAAAUACUCAAGCUCCGACUGCUGCUCCUGUCACCACCUCAACAACCAGUGCAGCCACUGCUGAAAAGCCAUUUUACUAUCCACACCCUCAUAUGCCAGUAUAUUACCCUCCUCAGCAGGCUCCCAUGCCUGUAUUUCCUGAUUCUCCAACCACGCCUCUUAGAAACACAGCUCCAUUUGAUCAGCACCAACGUCAGCCUAUCUACCACGCUGUGCCUCCAUUUUACCCUUUUCCUUCUCAUCAGUGGCCAAAAUCAGUUGCAAGAAGCUGGUAAAGGUACUGCUGAUGGCCCCCAGGAGCAUCAGACUCUUCUUCAUACAUUUUGAUGAACCCUGCACAUUUGGCAAGCAAAGCUGUAACAAACUCUCUAAGGAGCCUUUCCUACUGAAUAGAAAUCGAUCACUAAA
This is a messenger RNA of Toxotes jaculatrix (banded archerfish), 1870 nucleotides long. Its product is annotated as proline-rich protein 36-like. Bases 94 to 1737 code for a protein of 547 amino acids. The transcript is spliced from 6 exons. Lineage: Eukaryota; Metazoa; Chordata; Actinopteri; Toxotidae. The record is from RefSeq and is a predicted model, not a curated record.